Molecule: messenger RNA, 3645 nt
Organism: Closterium sp. Naga37s-1
Lineage: Eukaryota; Viridiplantae; Streptophyta; Zygnematophyceae; Desmidiales; Closteriaceae
Source: the annotation of a GenBank genome assembly
AUGCGCCGACGACCGAAGAGUGUCCACUGGGGUCCCGCCUUGAGCAGCCCCAACAAGAUCCCCCACGUGGCGGGGGAAGCAUGGGGUCUCUCCCCGAGUGAGUGGGGGGAGGUGCAGUCGGAGCCUCGUGCGGAAACGCCGUCGGCCAGCCAGGAGUCCGGCCAACAGAGAAGCGCUGCGCGGAGAAGCUCGGGACCUGACGGUAGGGGCGAAACUGAGCCCUCCCCUCUCGCGCGGGCAGAUAUUCGCGCAGCGUCGGAGCGCGUAGAGGAGCCACCUGGCCAGGGUCCGCGGCGAAGGGAGGACCGUUGGUCACGGCAAUGUGCACGUGAGUCGGCUCCCCACUCGCGCGCGCCUGACGCACCACUUCCGCGAAGGCAUUCGUGGCACGAUCGAGGGCAGGAUCCUGCCCGCGUCCAUUACCGCCACGCCCCCCGCCAUUCCGCCGGCCACGACGGCCUCCGGAACCAGCCAAGAGUGGACACGGAGGGGACUGCUCGCGGCGACCCGAAUCCCAGCGACGCCCAGGCGACCCCCUCCCCCGCGUCGCCGGAGAUCGCCGCGGAGACCGUUGCGCGGGGGAUCGCGCUCGGGGUGAGCGCUGGCCUGCCCGACCACGAGGGGAUUGGGGGCGAGGAGAGCGAUGGCCCGCAGGGGACAGCUGAUCGCCAGCGCCGUCCCGGUGAUCUCCGCGACGCUCUGGGGAGCGUCGGUGGGGAGAUUGCUGACGCGGCUGCUGACGGGGCGGCGAACGCCCACGCUCCUGACGCGGCUGACCGGCAGGUCGACUCGAUGCAUUCUGAGCAGGGACCCACGAGUACUCCGGUGAAUGGGGCUGAGGAAAACGUCGAAGAGGAAGAGACAGCCCGCGAUCCAAGCGGGGGACAGGCUCAGACGCGGAGGGGCACGCAGCAGCGUGAGGACGAGGAGCAGCAGGCCCCUGAGCUCGGGGCGGGUCAAGCCGGGCGCUCUCCGCGGUACUCUCUUGCGCGCGAUCGCGACCCGCGGUUGGGUCCAUUACACCGGAGCACGGAGCCACGGACGCCAGCAGCAGCGGGCCGCCAAAGAAGGGGCCGUGGUUCUACCUCCGCGCCUCAGCCAGCACGCCGCGACGCAGCAGCAAGCACGACGCCGCGAGGUAUCCGCGUGGCUAGAGGUGGGAGACGAGGCGGAAGCAGAGGAGGAGGCGUCACAGUUCAACGACGAGGGGCUAGUAGCUUCGCGAGGGCUGCUCACCGGAUCCUGCGGGGUAGAGCUGGAGAUGGAGAAGAGUCGAGUGAUGAAAACAACGUGGGUGACCCACUUUUUAACCCUGAAAGAGAGGGGAUUUCUAGUCCCACUCCCCAGGUGGACGAGGCAGAGCAACACGAAGAGUUGGAUCGAAACCCAACACAUAGCCGAGGCGCAUCUGCAAUUCGAAUUGGGAGGCAGAAUCAAGUCGCAGGGGGAAACCGAGCCGCACAAAUUGCAGAUGGCACCCCGUCCCGAGGCAAUCAGCAAGGCGCGGGUGCACCCACCCGCCAGCCAAUGUUCAGUGCUGGCGACCUGGCAAAACGCCAGGACCUUUUCGCAGACGUCGCAACUUGGGACCUCAACCCCCUUCGCGACAGCAGGCAACCACCGCUCGCCCGUCACCCACCUCGCACACUUCGCGACUCUUUCACUGCCUGCCUCCUCACCCCGCUGCUACACCUUGCCCGGGACCCUGACUCACCUGCGGGAUGGAGGUUACUUAUGCUCCUCCCGCGAAUCCUUCUGCGCACCUCGUCAGCCAAGCGCCCAGAUUGGUCGAAGGUGGGCGCCAGGCUAAUUCAGUUCCGCCAGGGCCUCUGGCGGAACCUGUAUGACGAGGCGGCUGACGCAGUAUCCCAACCGCCCCAACCCCGCCAUGCGCCUGACACCACAGGCAUCCUAGCAAGGGCUGAGGGAUUGGCCAAACGAGGGAACCUCGCAAAAUCACUCCAAUCCCUCACGGCCACGCCAGUCUCCCCCCCAUCCACGGACGUGCUCCAAGCUCUCUCAGCUAGACACCCCCCUGCGUGCCAAGCUAUCCCUGACUGGGUACGGGAGUUCACCACAGACACCUCCCCAUCAAUCCAGCCCCGCGACUUCAGACGCAUCCUCGCCAAAUGCCCGAACGGAGUGGGCGCUGGCCCCUCAGGCACCACCUUCGAACACCUGAGGGACGCUGCCCUAGGAAACACAGACAUCUUCCUACAGUUGCAUGCACUUACUAACACUGCGCUGGCUGGGAAACUUAGCUCGGAGGCAGCAGAACUCCUCACAGCUUCACGCUUACUUGCGUUCGCCAAGCCACAUGGGGGUACACGGCCGAUCGCGGUGGGCGAAUGCCUGCUACGUCUAGUCGCCAAAGCGGCUUUAUUCUUGGCGGCCGAGAAAGCACGUGAACACUUCGCGCCGCUCCAAUUCGGCGUGGCGAUAGCGGGAGGCAUCGAAGCGGCAGUGCACACAGCCAGAACCUACCUGGAGGAGAAUAAAGGGGCGGUGGCGCUUCAAAUCGACCUUGCGAACGCCUUUAACGCGGUCGAGCGAGCGGCGGUGUUCGAAGGCCUCAAGGGGACCACCUUGGAGUUCAUGGUGCCCCUGGUGCGGCUGAGCUAUGGUGCCCCUUCGGCACUACACCUCGACCACGCGUUUCACACUCCCCCCCUGCUGUCCGCGCGCGGCGUUCGCCAAGGGGAUCCGCUGGGACCCCUCCUCUUCGCCGCCAGCAUUCACCCCUGCUUGGUUGCAGCGGCGGAGGCGCAUCCAGAAGUCGUCAUCCUCGCGUACGCGGACGACAUUACGCUCUUGGGGGAAGCAGCGGCGUGCACACGGGCAUUCACCCACCUCACCAGUGCCCUGCUCUCCCUGGGCCUGGAGCACAACCCCGAAAAGUGCGCGGCGUGGUCGGCUGCCCACGUCGACCUCGCCUCCCUGCCCCAGCAUGUCCCUUUCUCGGCUGACGGGAUCCGCGUCCUGGGGAGCCCAAUCGGACCGCAGCCAGGAUGCGCGGCGAUGGUACAGGAGCGCCUGUCGGCAGCAGCAGAGCCGCUACAGCUCCUUUCACAAAUGGACCCGCAGCUGUGCCUGCUACUCCUCACUCGGUGCGUGAGCCGCCGUGCGUCCUACCUCGUUAGAACAACGCCCUUGGACGUCCUGCCAGAGGAAACAUGGUCGGCGUGGGGGGAACAGCUGCUGCACACUUACCUGUCAGCUGCACACACGGCGAUACCCAGAGAGGAGGCGGAGCGGGUGAGAAUCUGGCGGCAAGCAGCCCUACCCGCGACACUGGGCGGCCUUGGCAUCACCAACCCAGCAACGGAAGGGGCGUUCGCAUACCUGGCCUCGGUCAUUUCCUCUGCUCACCUGCUGCACUCGUUCGGCGACGCGGUGCACCCCGCCAUCGCCCUUAUGCUGCCGCUGAUGGACGCGGCUGCGGACUCACCCUCGGUCCUGCCAAGGCGCCUUGCUGCAGCUGAAGCUGAGCUGCCGCCGGACGGUCUUGAAGCUCUGCAGGCCAACGCCCUCCGCGACAAGACCCACGAGGCCAUUGCCGCGGAUGAGCUCAGCCUGCAGGGCCCGUUCAGCAGCCUGGGGGAGGAGCAGCUGUACCAGCUGCUGGAAGACCCCACGGGCCAGUAG